AAUUUAAACGUUCGUUAUUCUGAAACCUGAUCUAAUUCAAAAUGGCCAGCGUUUCGUGGGUCGGUGCUGCUGCACUUCUAGCAGGUCUCGUUAUAAUAUUUGGGAUAAACUCAUUGAUCGAACAAUUAAGCAAUUCCUCUAAUACAGAAACCACUUCUACAACAACAAGCACUCAAUCAACAUCGACAACAUUAGAAGCGAACACAACAAGUGAUGCUACUACAACAGCAACAACAGACGAAAGUACAACAGUUGCAAGUACUACAGCAUCAGCAGAUUCGAGUACAACAAUAAAAACUACAACAACAGAUACAAAUACAUCAACAACAGAUGCAAAUAUUACAACAGAUGCAAAUACAUCGUCAACAGAUGCAAAAACAACAACAACAGAUGCAAAUACAUCGUCAACAGAUGCAAAUACAACAACAACAACAACAACAGAUGCAAAUACAUCGUCAACAGAUGCAAAUACAACAACAACAGAUGCAAAUACAACAACAACAGAUGCAAAUACAUCGUCAACAGAUGCAAAUACAACAACAACAACAACAGAUGCAAAUACAUCGUCAACAGAUGCAAACACAUCGACAACAGAUGCAAGUAGCACAAUAACGGAUGCCACAACAACGACUGAAACAAUAACAACAACUGUUACAACAACAACAACAACAACAACAAGUACAAUAAGUUGUCCACCUGUAGGGAAAUAUUCGAUGAAUUCAUCUGAUUGCUUAUCGUAUUAUUAUUGCGUUUACUCUAAUGGAAAUUAUGUCAUCAAUUAUUUCGAAUGCCCCGCUGGUAGACCUUUUAACGAAGCUACAGGGUCGUGCGAUUCAUCACUUACAUGCGAUUCAUAAACGACGACACUGAUUAAUAUACGCUAGGUGAUCGAAGAAAACGUUACAAGUCGAAUAAAGAAAAGUGUUUAGUUUCGUUGUAUGUAUAUAUAGAUUUGGGGCCUCUGCAACCCAAAAAAUCUAUUGUGUACGCCUUUCUUGUCGGUGUUUACAGCUGAUCCAUCGAUGCCACUUCUUUUAAAAAGUCUGGAAUAGCUUCGAUUGCCACAAAAUCUUCGUCUUCUAUUUUAAGCGCUCCCAGGUGUAGUGCUCUGGAAUUACUUAGUGUUUCACACUUCGAGAGAUUUCGUUUCCCGUGCAACCAAAUCUACUGGCCGCAAACAAAAUGUAGAGCCAUCUAUUUCCAAUUGGAAGAAACGACAUAAUACGUAGUUUUCAAAUACAUCGCCUUGUAACCUUUUUUCUGAUUAUCCCUUGUAUACUCGUAUUUUUAAUUUUGUUAAUUAUUGGUCUUAAGCAGUGAAUAUUAAACAAAAAAUUAUAUAAUGGUAA
Molecule: messenger RNA, 1349 nt
Organism: Diorhabda sublineata
Lineage: Eukaryota; Metazoa; Arthropoda; Insecta; Coleoptera; Chrysomelidae
Exons: 2
Coding region: 42-857 (271 amino acids)
Cellular component (GO): extracellular region
Molecular function (GO): chitin binding
Source: RefSeq, a predicted model, not a curated record